AUGGUUGCACUCAAAUACUUGAGCAUUUCUGCCGUUCUCGGACUUGGUCUUGCCAGCCGUGGACUUGCACAGCCCCUUGAUCAACCCGAAGAUCUUAAUCUUCGCGGUGAAAGCGUCGGGGAAAUUGCCGCUCGAAAUAUCGAUCUUGGUCUUGAAGAAAGAGACGAGGAUGAUGGGCUUGAGAUUCGUAACUUCGAGGAAGGGCUCCUAGAGCCUCGGGAUCUCGAUGUUCGUCAGAACAAGAGGCCCCCUCGCCCGGCCCCUAAGCCUGCCCCUCGCCCUCGUCCUAAUGCCCGCAGUCUUGACGUUCGCCAGAACAAGAGGCCCCCUCGCCCAGCCCCUAAGCCUGCUCCUCGCCCUCGUCCUAAUGCCCGCAGUCUUGACGUUCGCCAAAACAAACGCCCUCCUCGCCCAGCCCCUAAGCCUGCUCCUCGCCCUCGUCCUCAUGCCCGUGACCUCGAAUAA
Molecule: messenger RNA, 465 nt
Organism: Clonostachys byssicola
Lineage: Eukaryota; Fungi; Ascomycota; Sordariomycetes; Hypocreales; Bionectriaceae
Source: the annotation of a GenBank genome assembly